AUGGAGUACUCGGAUGUGACACGCCUUAUCUCUGCCCUUGAAGCUUGGAAAAUAUUAAGGUUGUCCUUCCCUCAUGCUGGCGUUGUCGGUUUGCGACAAGCGGAACAAAAGGCCUUACAGUCAAGCAACCAGGACUCACAGCUGGAAAAAUCGCUAGGUGAUCAGGAUGAAGCUGAAGUCAUUUGGCCUGGCGGAGCUGCGACUGGCUAUGCGUUGUCAACCACGUCGUCCUUUACCGUUCACGGCGGCAGCAUUGAGUUUGACCCGCUCUCUCUAGAGGGCGCCCUUUUUAAUAUUGAUCAAGGUGCUGUUGGCCCUUUCGACAGGGAUGCUUCAGAUAUGCUUAUAAGUGGCACGCCAGGCCUCGGGGCUCUGAGUAGUGAUAGCCCUGAAAUGUCACCUUCAUCCUGGGGCCUCGCUAGCUCUAUACUUCACAACACCAAUUACCCACGCGAGAAGCAGACAAGUAGUGGACUGCAUGCCAUUCACAUAGCCUCUAAAAAGGGGUUCGCUUCCAUCGUUCAUGUGCUGCUCAAGAAUGGAGCCAACCCAAAUCUUGCUGACAGUCGAGGGAGGACUGCGAUGCACUACGCUGUUGAAGGUAACCACUACGAGUCGGUGAAGGUGCUGUUCCAUUGGGGAGCGGAUCCACUGGCGGAGGACCUUUCUGGCCAGAACAGUCUUUAUUUAGCCGUUAGUAAGGGAUAUUAUGGUAUGGUGUGUCUUUUGAUGGAUCAUGGCGUGAAUCCAAAUCUCGCUCUUGCGGACGACGUUGAAUGUCAGGAGGUGUUCUUUGCAGGCACAUUAUAA
Molecule: messenger RNA, 810 nt
Organism: Arthroderma uncinatum
Lineage: Eukaryota; Fungi; Ascomycota; Eurotiomycetes; Onygenales; Arthrodermataceae
Exons: 2
Coding region: 1-810 (269 amino acids)
Molecular function (GO): protein binding
Source: RefSeq, a predicted model, not a curated record